CUUUGUUGUUUACAAUCCGGGUUGAAAGCGGUUCUGCGUCAUAAUCCGGAUUAAAUUCAGUGUGCGUGACGAUCGAUAUCAAACACGUACCUUGUUUUCCUCAAAGCUGUGAAAAAUGGCGGACAGAGGAGCAGUUUGGACGGACGAUGAAACCCGACUUCUGAUAAAAUUUUGGGGACAAAAAGAGGUACAAGAGAGUCUUGGAGGGAUGUAUCGUAAUUCUGAGGUUUAUGACCAAAUCGCCGACAAAAUGACUGAGAACGGAUACGACAGAAACGCCAAACAAUGUAGAUGUAAAGUGAAACAACUCAAGAAAGACUACAGACGCGAAAAAGAAUUAGGCAGUCCCUCCAAACGUCGAGCGUUCAGAUUUUUCGAGGAGAUGGAGGGCAUAAUAGGAAACGUGGUAACGCCUGGAUUUCAAUGUAACGCUUCCUCGGAGAGCGUGUCCGACUGUGAAAUAUCAAGUCAUUCUGAAGAAGCUGUUAAGGCGAAUACAAGCCAUGUAGAGGAUAGUGCAGCAGUUCCUUGUGAUAAAGAUAAAACAGAAAACCAAACUGAAAGAGUGAAUACGGAAAAAGAAGAGAAGGUCAGGAAACGAAGAAGCAUAACAAGUUUGGCUGAUAGACUACGGGCAGCAAAAAGAUGGCGAAGUUCACUUAAUACAACCAAAGAAAAUGACCGAGACACGAAAUCACUGCUAGAACGUACACUAGCCUCACAGACUCCUGAAUUCCAAGCCUCCGUGUUACUGGAAAUAGAAAGGAUGAAGAUAGAAAAAGAAAUUGAGUUAGAAAGAAUGAGGCUGGAGUACAAACAGAAACAGUGGAAAGAUAUUUUAGAACUUCUAGUUAAGAAGAAUAUUCCAUGGAACACGAGCCCUUCACAGUCAAGUAGUGGAAACACAUUGUCAAAGGAGGACAUCCACAGUAGCAAAAAUAUCAACAUUUCUCAGAGCAGUGAAAAUAAUCCAUCCUAAUCAAAUUAUUUCUUCGAUAAUCGAAAUAAAU
Molecule: messenger RNA, 1010 nt
Organism: Saccostrea echinata
Lineage: Eukaryota; Metazoa; Mollusca; Bivalvia; Ostreida; Ostreidae
Exons: 3
Coding region: 116-979 (287 amino acids)
Source: RefSeq, a predicted model, not a curated record